This is a messenger RNA of Eriocheir sinensis (Chinese mitten crab), 1435 nucleotides long. RefSeq names its product COMM domain-containing protein 3-like. The transcript has 5 exons. Gene Ontology annotation, biological process: sodium ion transport. The coding region runs from base 124 to 780 and encodes 218 amino acids. NCBI's taxonomy places the organism in Eukaryota, Metazoa, Arthropoda, Malacostraca, Decapoda, Varunidae. The record is from RefSeq and is a predicted model, not a curated record.
CUUCACACUUAGAUUCUUCACUACACACUAUUAGUUACUUCACUGCGCACACUUAUAUACUGCACCCUGCCCGGAGCUCUUUCUGUACACUUUGCAAGGUGGAAUUACAGAACAGCUGAACUAAUGCCUCAUAACAACAGCUGGAGCCUCCGGACGUCCCGAUCACGCCUCCCUGACAGCCACAACAGCCACUCCUCCUGCCUCGUGAUGGACCUGUCGGCGGAGGUCUCGGCUGCCCUGCGUCUGUUGGGGGACACGACCAAGACUGUCCCCGCCACCUUCCAGCACCUCCUACAGACAGUCACAGAGGACGUCACCAAGAGUCCCCCCGAGGCUACUCAUCCCGGUGGAGACGAUGAUGGUAGUGUGUCACGAUGCCAUGCAGCUCUGACAACACUGUUCCUGGAGGCGGUACGGGAUGGACAUAACGUCACGGUGAUCACAUCCGUGCUAGAGGAUCUAAACUGGCCUUCAGAAAGAAUAAAUGAAACCACAAAGGCUGUAGAGUCACACCGGUCAGCCUUACAGUCAAAGCUUGCCUCCCUCGGAACUUUCCCACCUCACAUAGUUGACAUUGACUGGAAGCUGAGCUACCAUGUUAGAAGUAGUGACGGUGAGGAGGGAGGUGGAGCCAUGUACCAGGUGACCCUUCACACAGAGGAGUCAGGGGGAGGGCGUGGCAAGGUCUCAUUCUCGUGCUCUCUGGCUCAGCUCACUCACCUUGUUACCAGGCUCAGACAGGCCUCUCGCUGCAUCCAAAAAUAUGCAAGCAACAGUUGAUUAAAGUUUUUCAGUUAGAAUGUAUUUUAUCAAACAUUUCAAGUUGCUCAUAUUCUACUAAUGUUGGUGCUAACUUCCUCAGCCUUUUUGUAUUUAUUCAGGUUUUUCUUUCUCUGUGAUUCAUGACUUGAUUGAGGCUAACAUAAAAGAGAUUCCUUUAUGUACUUGCAACUCUAGCAUGUUACCUGUAUGAGAGGGUAGUACAGGGAUGGCACCACAUGUUAUGGAGGGCUCCAGAGGGAGACGAGAACAUCAAGCGUUGGUCCAUAAUUCCAUGGCUGUGCACAUAGGGUAAGAAUGAUUAUGGGACUUUAUGUUCCUUCACUAGAACCCUGUAUGUACUGCUUUUUAUACUUAGAGCAUUAAGAAUAUUUAUUAAUUUUCAAGUCUUUAUCUUCCAAAGGUCAGUGUGAUCAGGCACAGUAGUAGAAUGUUGGCCAUGUGCAGUCUAGGGAGUAGCAGAAACAUCCAUGCGUUGUGGGAAGAUUUUUCUUAAUGAUUGCUGUGUCUUCACUGUAAUAUACAGUUCACUGUGAUAUUUUAUUGAUUCCAGCACCAGUUUGUUUAAGAAUAUGCAUAUAUUUAAAGUGUUUUGUAUCAACUGAGCAUAGAAAAAAUGUGAGCAUUCAUAUGACAUCUCUAUCAUAAAACUGAA